AUGGGUUUCCCUUCUUCAGCUGUUGAUAGUGCGGCUCUUACGUCGAGCCAAGUUCAGACUGAGAUCAGUGUUUAUGAAACUGAAUCGUACUCGAGGAGGAUAUCCGAGCUCGAGGAUCAGAAUGGAGGCCUCCAGAGGAUGAUUGAUAACUUGACAAAUAGGAUCCAAGAUAUGCAGGAAGAGGUUCGAGAUUCGCAGACCGGAUUGGCUGAGCAAGAAGAGAGAACCGAAGUGCUAGAGGCAGAGGCGCUGAAGUUGAAGAACCAGAAGCAAACGCUCAGGAUGAGGAUCAUCGAACUGGAGGAGAUGGAGGGGGAGAGACUGGAGAGCAUGCAUGAUUUAAUGGUACAAACGGAUGAAGCAGUGGAUGAGCGGGCAAUUCUGUUGGAAGAGAAGGCGGAAGGGCUGAAUAUCCAAGUUUCAGAAUUGCGGGAAAUGGUUGAGGCCGUUUCUACUGAGAAGAGAGCUGUUGACACGAGGCUCCUUGAAACAAUGGAUCAAGUUUCUCGCUUGGAGGCAGCGGUGGAAGCCGGAGAACGUUCCAGGGAAGAUGUUAACUCUCAGCUUCAGGACCUGGGUAAGAUGAUAGAGUUGUUGAGGAAGGAGAUCACAAUCUUGGAAGCUGAGCGGGCUGAGAUAGUGGCAGAAAUUGACGAAUUAAGAGACCAGCUGGCGACCUUAGAACGCGAGAUUGGGGAAUUGCGUGUCGAGAACGUUGGAUUAAAGCAAGAAGUCAGCAUCCAAACGGAGAAGAUAACAGGGUUGGAGCAAACUGUCGACCACUUUGAGAAAGAUAAAGCCGCUCUUCAGGAGAGUCUUCAUCUGCUCGAACUUGACAUAGAGACACUUGAAGAGGCGGCUAAAGUUGUUGAGGAAACCAAGGACCGUCUGGAGGACGAGAUCGAGGUUCUUCGUGAUGAGCUUAAAUCCCAAACUAAUGCUACGGAAGCUGCGCAAAAAGCCAGUGAAGCCUUCCAGAGAACGAUAUCGGAGCUCCAUUCGCAGGUUGGCUCUCUCGAAAAAAUGAUUGAACUAUCCAACCAGGAGAAAAAGAGCUUUCUUCACAACAUUGAUGCCCUCCAGGUCCGAGUAUCGGAUCUUGAACAACAACAUAGGAUCUCUGGGGACGACAAGGGAAAUUUGGAGGCUCAGAUUUGUCGUCUGAAUGGCCAGAUCCACAAGCUCGAAGAAGCGGUUGAAGUUUCGGAGACAGAUAAGGAAAUUUUGGAGAAUACUGUUGAAGACCUUCAGAAUCGGGUUUCUCAACAUCAAUCCGCCCUCGAAAAUGCUGGCAGUAACAAAACACGUCUUGAGAGUGAUAUUGCCCAACUCACAUCUCAGGUAACCUCACUACAGGAAGCUGCGAUCGCCUCCAAUUUAGAAAAGGAGGGUCUAGAGCGUGAAAUCGAUUUUCUCCAGAAGCAGGUAUCAGCAUUUGAGGCGACCGUCAAGCUUUCGGAUGACCUAACGGCAGAUCUUGAAAAGGAAAUCCUUAGUCUCAACACUCAAAUCGACAUGUUUAAACAGGCUGAGGAGGCGGUCAAGAACGAGAAAGAGCAGAUGGAAAUAAACAUGAGUGGAAUGAUGGCUCGGAUCCAAGGCCUAACCAGGGCGGGCAAGAUUGCGCAAGAAAAGAAAGAGGAUCUCGACAGAACUAUCGCAAGCUUGAAUUUACAGAUUAGCAUUCUGGAGGAGGAGCGAGAUGAUGCCCAAGCCGAGAAUAGCCGUCUAAAAUCAGAAAUCGCCGAGUGCAAGGAAGAAAUUGCUACUUUGACUAGUAUGCUUGAUCAUUCAAACCGGGAGAGGGAAUCAUUGAAACAGAAUAUCGAAGAGUUGGAGGAGAAAGUCGUUUUUCUUGAGGACGUAGUUCAAGAUGCUCACGGAGGUAACACCAGUCUACGCCAGGACAUCAAUGCUCUCAAUGCCGAAAUUAGAACCUUGAAGCAAGCGUCCGCUCUCGCCGAUGAAGAGAAGUCCAUGAUUCAACAAAAGAUCCGACCAUAUAUCCAUGGCGAGCAAUCUCUCGAUAUGGCAGUAGAGGAGGUCUUGACGGAGUUGGUUAUGGAGAGGAACCGCGCGGACGAAAACGAGCGACUCCGUACUGAAUUAUCCAAGAAGAUUAAGAUACUGGCCCAGACGGAUGAGGGGAUGAAUAUGGGCUCCCUCAAUCCCGAAGAGACGGUGGAGAGAUUGACGGACCGCUUUAGAGAAGUUAGAGGUUACGUUGAAAACCUGUAUUCUCAGUGUGCCCAGAGCGAGAAUUCACCUUUUGAAGGUCAUGAAUUAGAUGAUUUUGCCUGGACCGGCUCAAAUGAAGAUGCGUUGGAAGUCCUGAGGAGUCUAGUUGGGGGGCUGUACGAAAAGGUGAGUGAGGCGCAAGCCCGGACAGUUGAGGUGGAGAAGGAGAAGGAGAAGGAGAGAAAACAGCGCAGUCUCUAUGGCCAGUAUCUGGAUGAUAUUGCGAUCGCUGUUGGAGUUGAGGGGGAGCAAUUGCCGGCUGAGGAGGGCGUCCCCGGGUUGGUUACGCUCCGUCUUUCCGAACUUAGGCAGCAGAUUGGAUCCACUGGAGAGAAAGUUGAGGAGCUCCAGGUUUCGAUACAGCGCAAGAAUGAUACUCUCAAGUCCAUGGAGAUGGAUAUCGAAGAGGCCGGUGAACGUGAAGCUGGUCUUAGCAGAAAGCUUGGAGAUGCCGCUGCCGCUCAUGAGGCCGCCGCUCUUCAACUGAAUCGUGCCCAUGUCCAGAUCGAGGGACUCAAUCAAGUUAUUCAAGAUAAAGUUGCUGAAAUUGAGGAUUUGGGAGCUGACCUCGAAGCAAGCUCUGAGAAUGAACGCCGCCUUCUCGACACGAUUGACCAGCAAGCGUCGGAGCACGAUAUCACUGUCCGCGAGCUCGAGGGGAAACGCGGGGAAGCGAUUGCCCGUCUCAAGGAACUUCUGGAAGAGAAGGUCCUAGCGAAGACAAGGGCAGAGCACAUGGUGGCAGAGAAGGCAAAAGACAGUGAAAUCAUCCGGGAGCUUGAGGAGCAAGCCGCUGGCUGGAAAGCACAGUAUGAUGCUUUGAAUGUGAGGCUCGACAUGAUGAAGGCAGAUCACGAGGACAAGGUUGCGCAGCUUAAGGACACAAUUGCCGGGAAUGAGGGAAAAAUUAGUUCACUUUCGGAGGAGCUUCGUGAAGCCCUUGAGAAAAGUGAGCGCGAUAUAUCUGCUCUUGAGGAUCAAUUAAGAUCUGCGCGUGAUGAGAUCGCCAAUCAGAAUUCAGCUUUGAGCAAGGUUUCUGCAGAACGUGACGAGUUUUCCAGACAGCUAGAGAUGGAGAUUUUGAGCAGCCGAGGUGCCGUCACGGGCCUAGAGAAGAGGAUUAGUGAGAUCAAGAACGAGUUUCAACUUCAGCAAUCCCGUGACCAUAACCGUCUCUCAGAUCUUAAGUCCGAGCUCGAAGCCCAUAAAACGAAGUCACUUCAGGAGCAGGAGCAUUCCCGAGCGGAGAUCCACGCACGCGGCGAGGUGAUUAGAUCGCACAAGGCUCGAAUCUCGGAACUCGAAGCAAUGCUUAACGAGACCGAAGAAUCCGAGGCGACACUUGAAGAGGGCAUCAAGUCCUGCGAGAGUCAACUCCAACUAUCCUACGAGGAAACUGCCAGGAUAAAGGAAGCCUUGGAAACCGAGAAGGACAAAUUGAUGGAAGAGCUGGCCGAGCUGAGGAUCGAGAUAGAGCGGACCCGCGCAAACCUAACAAGCGACAUCGAAGGCCUCCGAACGAUUCUCGAGGGUAAGGAAGUCCGAAUCAACGACCUCGAAGCCGUCGUUGGCAUCCUCCGCAGCGAGAGGAUCAAGCUUACCGAAACCGUGGGAGAGCUCGAAGCGGAGCAGAUCAGAUACCAAGACAUGCUCGAGUCAGAGCGACAAUCCGGACUCGAGGCUGUUCAAGCGCUCAGUCACCAGGCGGAGAAAUAUAUGGUUCGGUUUGGCGAAGUUAAGCAGCAGUACAUUCGUGAAAGUGCGAAGCGUCAGGCUGAGGGUAAGAAGGCGAACAAGAGGCUUAGAGAACAGGACGAUGAGGUGGAUAAUGAUGCCGCGGACAUGCCCCUUCAUGCUCCUCCUACGCCUGCGUCGACUAUACCGAGGCCUUUGAGCGUGACGCAUAGCGCGAAGAAAAGGGAGAGCAAGAGGAGAAAGUACGAUAGUGGCAUCGGGGUUGAAGAAGAGGAGGAGUGCACGUCUGUGGUGCCUGCUUGAGCAUGAAUGAAAGGGAGUUUACCAUUUUUGGUCAUUGGAA
Messenger RNA from Tuber melanosporum (Perigord truffle), 4276 nucleotides. RefSeq lists its product as uncharacterized. The coding region runs from base 1 to 4236 and encodes 1411 amino acids. NCBI's taxonomy places the organism in Eukaryota, Fungi, Ascomycota, Pezizomycetes, Pezizales, Tuberaceae. The transcript has a single exon. The record is from RefSeq and is a predicted model, not a curated record.